Molecule: messenger RNA, 504 nt
Organism: Trachymyrmex septentrionalis
Lineage: Eukaryota; Metazoa; Arthropoda; Insecta; Hymenoptera; Formicidae
Product: homeobox protein Hox-A13-like
Exons: 1
Coding region: 1-504 (167 amino acids)
Source: RefSeq, a predicted model, not a curated record
AUGGAAGUGAGAGUUUGCUCGGAGCCAAUCAGCAGCAGAAGCAGCAGCAGCAGCAGCAGCAGCAGCAGCAGCAGCGGCAGCAGCGGCGGCAGCAGCGCGAUAGUAGUACCGAGUCGCUAUUCUGAAUUCGAAACGGCGGACGAGAAGCGCAAGCCGCUUGGAGGGUGCGGGAUUGGAGGUGGCGGCAAACCGUACCGGAAGCUGUGGGAGUGGGUGGACGGUAGCGACGGGAUAAGGGUGGCGGCGGCGGCGGCGGCGACGGCGGCGGCGGCGGCGGCGGUGCGGAAAGGGGUACAGGAGGGUAAGCGCAAAAAAUUGCCGGCGGCAGCGGCGGCGGCGGCGAGGACGGAGGGCCGAGGGACGGGCAAGAAGGCGGCGGCGGCGGCGGCUGCGGUGAACGGGAAAGGAAAGCGGAAAUCGGAAGCGGAAGAAGAAAGGGGUCGUCCAUCGGUAGGAGGGCCCCACAGAUGCGGGGCCCGCAGGGGCCAGUCCGCGGCGGCGUGA